Verticillium alfalfae VaMs.102 is the source of this 132-nucleotide messenger RNA. RefSeq lists its product as hypothetical. The transcript has a single exon. The coding region runs from base 1 to 132 and encodes 43 amino acids. NCBI's taxonomy places the organism in Eukaryota, Fungi, Ascomycota, Sordariomycetes, Glomerellales, Plectosphaerellaceae. The record is from RefSeq and is a predicted model, not a curated record.
AUGAACAGAGAGCGCAGCCAUCAGGUGCGGAGCUUCUGCGGCUGGUGCUACCGGGUGAUCCCCAGCAAAAGUGAGAAGAUGGCAGCCAAGUCGGGCCAGGCGAUGGGUUUGAUGUCGGGCCCCGUGGCAUAG